AAGAUGGCGGAACAAGCCGCAAUUCUGUACUUUAUAAGACAGUAAAUUGUUUCUUCGAAGUUAGAUAUGAAUCCGAUUGAGGUAAUUCUGUCAGUUAUACAGGUGAUGCUUCAUUAAAGCUUUGUACGUAGUUAUUUUUUUUUACAAAAAUGCCAAUGACGCCUGUUAUGACGGGAGUAGAGGAGCAGCAAAAAUUGCUGGAAGAUGCAAGUGGAGUCGUUCGGGUUCAAGCUUUUCAAAUGAAGCACUGUUUGGAUAAUGAAAAGCUGAUGGACGCCUUGAAACAUGCUUCCUCUAUGUUGGGUGAAUUACGAACUUCCCUGCUUAGUCCAAAAAGCUACUAUGAACUUUAUAUGGCAAUUACGGAUGAGCUUAGACAUUUGCAACUCUUCUUGUUAGAUGAAUUUAAGAAAAAUGGAAAAGUCACCGAUCUGUACGAAAUAGUGCAAUAUGCUGGAAACAUUGUACCACGACUCUAUUUACUUAUAACCGUGGGAUUAGUUUACAUAAAAAUGGUGCCUCGCCUAAGAAGGGAUCUGUUGAGAGAUUUAGUCGAAAUGUGCAGAGGCGUGCAACAUCCACUGCGAGGAUUGUUUCUGAGAAAUUAUUUACUGCAGUGUACUAGAAAUAUAUUACCUGAUGUAAUCGAUGGAGUUCCGGAAGAAGGGACGGUACGCGAUAGUAUAGACUUUGUUCUCAUGAACUUUGCUGAAAUGAAUAAGUUGUGGGUACGAAUGCAACAUCAGGGCCACAGCAGAGAUAAAGAGCGAAGGGAAAAGGAAAGAGAAGAGUUACGGAUUUUAGUUGGUACUAAUCUCGUCCGAUUAAGUCAACUGGAAUCCAUAACUUUAGACAUGUACAAAAAGCUGGUCCUACCAGGGAUCUUAGAACAAGUAGUCAGCUGUAAAGACUCUAUCGCACAGGAAUACCUUAUGGAGUGUAUCAUUCAGGUUUUCCCUGAUGAGUUUCAUCUACAAACUCUGAAUGCUUUCCUAAAGUCAUGCGCCGAGCUGGAGAAUGGAGUAAACGUCAAAAAUAUAAUAAUUUCACUGAUAGACAGAUUUGCUGCAUUCAGUCAACGAUCCGAUGGCGUAGGUGGCCCAGGGAGUCCAAGUCAAAUUCCUGGCAUCCCUCAAGAUGUCAAAUUGUUUGAUGUAUUUAGCGACCAAGUGGCUACGAUUAUUCAGACCAGGAAAAACAUGCCAUCGGAAGACAUUGUUUCACUGCAAGUGGCCCUCAUUAAUUUGGCGCAUAAGUGUUAUCCAGAUAGAGUGGAUUACGUAGACAAGGUUCUCCUGACUACGAUACAAAUCUUCCAGAAUCUGAAUAUAGAAAAAUUAGAAUACAACAGUGCCGUGUCAAGGGAGCUGGCAAGACUGAUGAAGAUCCCGGUGGACAAUUAUAAGAACAUCUUAACCGUAUUAAAAUUGGAGCACUUCGCUCCCCUGCUGGAGUACUUUGACUAUGAGGGCAGAAAGUUGCUGGCAGUUUACAUAAUAACAAACAUCUUGGACAAUGAGACCAUGAUACCAACACAGGAACAAGUGGACGCUGUGCUCUCUAUGGUGGCACCACUGGUCCAAGACCAGCCGGACAUGCACGGCAUAGAAGAGGACCCUGAAGACUUUGCCGAAGAGCAAGGUUUACUAGGUAGAUUGAUUCACCACUUCAAAUCAGAAACAGCCGAUCAGCAAUACAUGAUCCUAAGUGCUGCGAGGAAGCACUUCAGCACCGGAGGGAACAAGAGAAUCAAGUUCACCUUGCCUCCGAUAGUAUUCCAAGCCUACCAACUUGCUUUCACGUACAAAAGCUUACGAGACCAGGACGAAAUGUGGCAGAAGAAGUGCCAGAAGAUCUUUCAAUUUUGCCACGCUACCAUAACGGCGUUGAUGAAGGCGGAAUAUGCAGAAAUUCCCCUGAGACUGUUCCUGCAAGGAGCACUGGCCAUUGGCGAAAUUCGUUUCGAAAACUUCGAAAUGGUAGCGUAUGAAUUCAUGAGCCAGGCCUUUUCCAUUUACGAGGACGAAAUAAGCGACUCGAAGGCCCAACUGGCCGCUAUCACGCUGAUCAUUGCCACGUUCGAGCAAAUAAGCUGCUUCAGCGAGGAAAAUGCAGAGCCUGUUAGAAACCAGUGUGCUCUUUACGCAAGCAAAUUAUUGAAAAAGCCGGACCAGUGUCGAGGAGUCGCAACUUGCGCCCAUUUAUUCUGGUCGGGGAAGUCUUUGGCUACGAAGGGAAAAGAGAUGCAAGACGGAAACAAAGUUUUGGGCUGCCUGAAGAAAGCCAUCCGCAUUGUGAGUCAGUGCGUGGACAUUUCGGUUCGAGUUCAGCUGUUCGUGGAGUUGUUGAAUCAUUAUAUUUAUUUCUACGAGAAGGGGAACACGGCGGUCACCAUAGAGAUCCUGAACCAGGUGAUCGCGAAGAUCAAGGAGGAACUUCCCAAGCUGGAAGUCAGUGAAGAGACCGAGCAAAUUCAGAAGCAUUUAACUAAUACAUUAGAGCGUUUGCGUAAUAGAAUGAAAUCCCCCGAAUCCGAAGGAUACGCAUACAAGGGUCUCGUCUUGGACUAAGCUGCGAAUCACUUAAGCUAUUUGUAAUUUUGUAAAUACUCCGUUGCUGGAAUUUAUCGAGCGGGAAGCUGAAUUCUUAGCGAAAAACGCUCCUGGAAAGCGGAUGUUAUUAAUUUCCAAUCUCUAUCGGCAGUGGAUAGGAACAAAUAUCGCAUUACGAAUCAUGUUUGGAUAAUUCGACACACUUGCACCUUACCCACUAAACCGGAGCAUGUAUAAUUUACAUCACAUUUUCUACGAGACCAUCCGAACGUUGUUCUUGGUUUAAGCGACAAAAACAAGAAAAAACGAGACUCAGAAGAGAGAGGGGUUAACCCGUGUUGGACGUGAGAUUAAGAGGGGAACGAUUGUUCUAGACAUAUCCAGGAUUCCCUACAAUUAAUCGAAUACCCGUAGUCAAAGAUUUCAGUAUACACAUUAAAAGGUCACCGAUUAUAUUGUAUGUAUAUUUGUUUUAAUACAUAUUAUAAUAUUAUUACAUAA
Orussus abietinus is the source of this 3053-nucleotide messenger RNA. It is a transcript of the gene Vps35, whose product is annotated as vacuolar protein sorting-associated protein 35. NCBI's taxonomy places the organism in Eukaryota, Metazoa, Arthropoda, Insecta, Hymenoptera, Orussidae. The transcript has 12 exons. Gene Ontology annotation, cellular component: retromer complex; retromer, cargo-selective complex; late endosome. Bases 150 to 2570 code for a protein of 806 amino acids. Gene Ontology annotation, biological process: retrograde transport, endosome to Golgi; intracellular protein transport. The record is from RefSeq and is a predicted model, not a curated record.